UAAAGAACUUUUUGCAGUUGCUAUAGGUUAUAGAAUAUACUUUUUUAACUUCAUAUUUUGUAUGUCAAGCAUUCUGUUUUGGUUUCUCCUGUCUUGAAACUGCUAUGUGUUAUGUACAACUGAAAUGACAGUGACGUAAAAAUGAUCCAGAUGUUUUGUGUUGGAAGCUGUUGCAGAUUCAGCCCUUUUAUUCUACUUUUAAAUUUCAGUUGUUUGUACAUUAACAUAAAAGUUGCUGAAAUUUUAGUGCUUUUAUAUUGAAAAUUCCUAAAGGAAAGUGCUGUCACAUAUUCUCACUACCUUGACACCGGCUGACGGUCUGUCAGCUACAGAGAAAUGGAGUGUCAGUGUGACAAGGACGAGGAUGCUGUUGCAGGCUUCUGGAUGAAUGGCAACAAUGUCCAGAUGGGAGCUGUUACUGUGGUGGGGUAUCUUCUCUACAGAUUCUCACAGACACUCCCAGCUCUGAUCCGAUGGCCGAUUCGUCUGUUCUGCUCUCUAACUGGUCUGACAGCUCUUUGGGGCUGGGUGAGCCAUGUAGUUGGAACUCUUCGUGGGAUCCAGAGCCUGUGUAAAUGGAUGGCUCGAAUCUGGCGGUUUAUCGCACGAGUUUCCUCCAAGUUUAAGGGGCUUGGUGCUGCAAUCACAGGGUCAUCCGAUGGACCACUAGAUCCGACCAGCAGCAGUCCCAACAAACCAGGCCUGAGGCUGAUCCUCCUGGGCCCCAAGGGUGGAGGACGGACCUCCCUCGCAGUGACUUUGUUGGGCAGCAGUGAGACAAUAACACCCAUGGAUCCUCUAAUGGAGAGCACCAAGAGAAGGAUGGUAAUUGAUGGUAGAGAGGUGACGGUGAUCGACACCCCAGAUCUUUUGGGGACUUCACUGGGGGACAGCAAGAGAGCAAGGGAAGCUCUGAGGAGCCUUCAGCUCACCAGUCCUGGACCACACGCCUUCCUGCUGGUGAUGCGAGCUCCGGGCUCCAGCAUGGAGAUCGACCAGAAUGUGGCUCAGGAGAUCAGAGCCACGCUUGAACUGUUUGGAGACGGGGCCAUGGGGUACAUCAUCCCAGUGCUCACCCAUGCAGACCAUCUGGGUCGAAAGCAUUCUGUAGAUAAGCUGCUAGAUGCGGACACUAGUCUGAAAAAGGCUCUGUCUCUAUGUGACCAGAGGCCAGAGCUGGUGGACAACAGGCCAGACUGCCCCCCAGAGGCACAGACUGAGAUGCGCAGGCAGCUGUUGGGGCGUGUAAUAGAGAUGGACACCCUGAGGGGGUAUUUUGUCCACGAGCUGCAGAGGAGGGAGGACCGCAUCAGGGAGGAGCUGCUAGAUGACAUGGCUUCUGCACUGGCUAGAAAAGUGGGACACAUGUAAAUAAGGGAGGACAAAGGAGCUGGUGGUGGUGUCUGUGUGAAAGAGUUGUUGGGGCGGUGAAAAAAUAAGGAGGCAGGAUUCAUUCAAGUGUUAAACAUGCAAUUCUGAGUUUGAGUGUAAGGGGGAUUCUUUGCCUGAGGUAUUUUUGUUGCUUUUCUGGUUUACCACUGUCCAAAUGAAUUUACAACCAUCAGCCGCCUUUUGGUUUUCAACAUGCCGCAGAUGUUUUCGGGUUAGAUAUGUUCACACACAUUCUGAUGUGUUGUCAUUAUUAGAUGUCCAUUAACUCUUCUGUAUAGGUCUGUGCCUCAUGUUUUCUUACUCUGCUCUAGUGCUCAGCCCUCCCCUGUCUUUCAUAAUUUAUUAGAGAUAUCAAACUUUAAAGAUGAUCAGGGAAAAUAAAGUGAAGUCAAACUGGAACUUUGAGUUCAGCAGUGCUGUCUAAUGUGCCUCUGAAAUAUAAUUUGGACCAAAGGAUUACUAAAAUAUGAGAUGACUCAAAAUUUAUUGCAGACUUUAUAGACUAUGAUCUGUGAACAUAAAAAAAUCUUCAUUGUGGAAACAGAUGACAGUGACAAGUUGACUUAUGGUAUAAUAACAUUAGUAAAUCGAUAAAUCAGUCAAGCUUUAAUUGGGGAAUAUUAAUAUAAUCUCAGGGCAGAGUGGCCCUGUGGUUAGAGAGAACAUUUAGCAAAACAGUACAGACCUUCAGCAGACCAGUUAGGGUCAUUAUAGGCAUGAUGCAUAAUCUUUAGCAUGAGGAAUAAAAUGGCAUCCACUCGUCUGCUGUUCUUUUGUCAGGCCUGACCUCUGAUCUGAGAGAAAUAGAGAAGA
Molecule: messenger RNA, 2205 nt
Organism: Larimichthys crocea (large yellow croaker)
Lineage: Eukaryota; Metazoa; Chordata; Actinopteri; Sciaenidae
Product: GTPase IMAP family member 4-like
Exons: 7
Coding region: 337-1371 (344 amino acids)
Molecular function (GO): GTP binding
Source: RefSeq, a predicted model, not a curated record